Castor canadensis (American beaver) is the source of this 3312-nucleotide messenger RNA. It is a transcript of the gene Trim34, whose product is annotated as tripartite motif containing 34. The record is from RefSeq and is a predicted model, not a curated record. Lineage: Eukaryota; Metazoa; Chordata; Mammalia; Rodentia; Castoridae. Gene Ontology annotation, molecular function: protein binding; zinc ion binding.
CAGGAAGAGGGACUGCAGGCAGACUGAGCCUGCGUGGUGAGUGAAUUCUGCCCUUGGCUUUUCUUUACCACUUCAACCAGGAGCCAAGAUUGCACCGUUGGGGCUCAAAGGUUCUGUCUGUUUGCAACUGAAACUUCAGUGCUUUCCACCACCAUCCACCUUAAGCUGUGGCUGCUCUCUGCAGAAGCUAGCAAUUAGUGGGUACCAUUCACUUGCCACUACACCAUCCUGUAUUAAUCUGCUGAAUCACCCAAUAGUCUUUAAGCAAGAAGAGCCUCAGAAGUUAGGAUAGAAAGAAGCCAGGGGAGUAGUGUGAUGGCUUCAAAAAUCCUGAUGAACAUGUCGGAGGAGGUGACUUGUCCCAUCUGCUUAGAGCUUUUGACGGAACCCCUGAGUCUAGAGUGUGGCCACAGUUUCUGCCAAGCUUGCAUCACCGAGAACAAUAAGAAGGCAAUGAUAAGCUCAGCAGAGGAAAGCAGCUGUCCUGUAUGUGGUAUCAGAUACUCACUUGAAAAUCUAUGGACAAAUCAGCAUCUGGCUGGCAUAGUGGAGAGACUCAAGGAAGUCAAGUUGAAGCCUGACAUUGAGAAUCAGAGAGAUUUCUGUGUGCGUCAUGGAGAGAAACUUCUACUCUUCUGCAAGGAAGAUAGGAAGGUCAUUUGCUGGCUUUGUGAGCGUUCUCAGCAGCACCGUGGUCACCAUACCUUCAUCCUUGAAGAAGCAGUUGAGGAAUGUCAGGAGAAGCUUCAGGCAGCUCUCAAGAGGCUGAGGAAAGAGCAACAGGAAGCUGAGAAGUUGGAAGCUGACAUCAGAGAACAGAGAAUUUCUUGGAAGUAUCAGAUACAGACUGAAAGGCAAAGGAUACAAACAGAAUUUAAUCAGCUUAGAAGCAUCCUGGACGGUGAGGAGCAGAGGGAGCUGAAAAGGUUGGAGGAAGAGGAGAAGAAGAUACUGGAUAACUUGGCAGAGGCUGAGGAUGAGCUGGCUCAGCAGAACCAGUUGGUGAAAGGGCUCAUCUCAGAUCUGGAGUGUCGGAGUCAGUGGUCAACAACAGAGCUUCUGGAGGACAGAAGUGGAAUCAUGAAGUGGUGUGAGUGCUGGACACUGAAGAAGCCAAAAGCUGUUCCCAAGAAACUGAAGAUUGUGUUCCAUGCACCAGACCUGAGGGGGAUGUGGCAAGUGUUUAAAGAGCUAACAAAUGUCCGGUGCUACUGGGUGGACUUCACAUUGAAUCCAGUCAACCUAAAUUUGAAUCUUGUCCUUUCAGAAGAUCAGCGACAAGUGAAAUCUGUGCCAAUUUGGCCAGUUAAGUGUUCUAAUUAUUGUAUCUUAGGCUCCCAAUAUUUCUCCUCAGGGAAACAUUACUGGGAAAUAGAUGUAUCCAAGAAAACUGCCUGGAUCCUUGGAGUAUACAGUAGAAAACAUUCUAUAAAGAACAGUGGUAGACCAGGCACAGAUUUUCCAGAUGUUUACUACAGAUACAGACCUCAAAAUGGCUACUGGGUUAUAGGGUUACAAAACAAAUUUAAGUAUAACGCCUUUGAGGACUCUCCCACCUCUUAUCCAACACUUUUGACCCUCUUUAUGGCUAUUCCUCCCCAUCGUGUUGGAGUUUUCCUCGACUAUGAUGGAGGCACUACCUCAUUUUUCAAUGUCACAAAUCAUGGGUCACUCAUCUACAAGUUCUCUAAAUGUUGCUUUUCUCAGCCUGUUUAUCCAUAUUUCAAUCCUUGGGAUUGUCCAGCCCCCAUGACUCUGUGCCCACCAAGCUCCUGAAUUAUCUCAUUCCUUGGUCAACUUCUUGUACUCCUUGCCUUGAGGCUCAUCUCCUGCAUCUGAGAGCAUCUGUACCAUUCAGACCAUCUCUUCCUUGUAGUCUCCCUUCUUUACUUGAGAACUUUUAUACAUCUUUGAGAUGCGUAGUAUAUCUGGCUUGAAAUAAGAGAGAUACUUAUUUGCCCAUUUAGUGUUUUUCAUAUUCUCAAAGGAAAACAUCUAAUCCCUCUCAAAGAUGGAAAAGUUUUGGCAUAGCAUCCAUGUCCUCCCAUUUCUCCAUAUUUCCCUGUAUCACUGGUCUGAAGAGACUUGGCAAAGCCUGUUAUCACCCAUCUAUGUUACUUAGGACAAUCCAUAUGAAUCACUCUCUUGAACACCACCACCACCAACUAAAGAGUUUUUGAAUGUAUGUCAGUUUGCCCAGGAUUCGCCAAGUUCAUCAAGUAGUCAAGGAGAAGAACACAUAAGCAAUAGAUAUAAUCAUAAUGAAGAGUUAUGUCCAGAGUGUUUGAGUUUAAAUCCUGACAGGAUUAUGUAUAAUGAUGAGUUCUGGUUUUUUUCCUAUAUAUGAAUUGGUAUUUGAAAUUGUACCUAAGAUCAUUGUGUAAAUUUAAAUGUCAGUAAAUAUAAAAUACCUACUUAACUGUUGUGUGCAGAAUAAUAAAUGUUCGCUGUGAUGAUUGCUAAAAAUUAAAAGUUGUGCUCUUGUCUUAGGCAAUAGAUUUGUGCCUUUCAUAAUAAUUAUAACCGUUUCUACUGAAGUUUCAUUUUGUAAGUUCCCAAACUCUGCCAUCAAGACAAUUUCAGUUCUAGCUUAAUUUCAUCAAACUUUUUAUACUGAUGUUGGUACUGUUUUUAAGGUCUUUUAUUAGCUGGGUACUGGUGGCUCAUGCCUACAAUCCUAGCUGCUUGGAAGCCUGAGAUCAGUAGGAUUGCAGUUCAAGGUAACCUCCAAAAAACAGCAAGACCUUGUCUCAAAAACCCCCAACACAAAAAAGGACUGGCAAAGUGGCUCAAGUGGUAGAGCAUCUACCUAGUAAGCAUGAGUCUCCGAGUUUAAAUACCAGCAUUGCCAAAAUAAAUAAAUAAGGAAGGAAGGAAGCCUUUAUUAGGAAAGUUUAGAACUGAAAAAGUAUGAAUUUCCAUAAUCUAUUCAAUGCAGGGAGUCAUGGAUUUUAAUAAAAAGGUAGAGUCUUUUGGUGUUCAAAACUUUUCCUGUGGUAAAGUACUUGAGUGUAUUGUUGUUAGCUACCAAUUCAAGCACUUUUCUUUCUUCUUCUUGUUCUUGUUUUUAAACUAAUUUAAAGCUAAGAAUGAGAGCUGGCAAAAUGGCUCAAACAGUAGAAUACCUGCCUCUAAGCAUGAGGUCCUGAGUUCAGACCCCAGUCUUGCACCCUCUAUCCCCAAAAACCAAACUGAGUGAACAAAAAUCUUAGAAUAAGUAAUAGACCUACCUAGGAUAGCAAAAACACAAAAUUUUCUUAGAGAAUUAUGCUUUAUAAGUUAGAGAUAGUAUGUUUUAUAAGUUCUUCACAG